Cuculus canorus (common cuckoo) is the source of this 2693-nucleotide messenger RNA. It is a transcript of the gene R3HCC1, whose product is annotated as R3H domain and coiled-coil containing 1. NCBI's taxonomy places the organism in Eukaryota, Metazoa, Chordata, Aves, Cuculiformes, Cuculidae. The record is from RefSeq and is a predicted model, not a curated record. Gene Ontology annotation, molecular function: nucleic acid binding. Bases 144 to 2024 code for a protein of 626 amino acids. The transcript has 8 exons.
AGGAACUGGGAGGAACUGGGAGGAGCCUGGAGGAGGCGGAGGAACAGGGAGGAGUCAGGACCCGGCGCAGGCGCUGAGUAGAGGAGAGCUGCUCACCGGGGCCUGGAGGUGUCCCAUCCGCUGCCGCCCUGGCGCUGCGCUGCAUGGAUGGCGUUUUCCUCUCCCCAAACGAGGAUGAGUUCGUGGGAAGGAUCGCGGAGGAGCUGGAGCACUUCAUGGUGCAGGGGCAGCACCGCAGAGUGCUCCUGUUCCCUCCUCUGUCCAGUCGCCUCAGGUACCUGAUCCAUCGGACGGUGGACAACGUGGAUUUGCUGAGUAGCUUUUCGGUGGGAGAAGGAUGGAGGAGGAGGACGGUCGUCUGUCACUCGGCUGUAAGGCUGCCCAGUGAGACCAGCGACCAAAAACCCAGCAGCAACGCCCCGAGACCACAGCGACCUCCGCAGCCGUGGGGCCGGGGUGGCCGAGGUGCCAGGCUGUGGCACGGCGGGGAGACGCACAGCGACAACUCUCGAGCUUGCGUGGGGUCUGGCAGGAUAAAAAGACCUCCCCGGAAGAAACCAGAUAAAGCUCUUUACGUCCCCAAAGCGAUGCGCAGGAGGGCAGAGUGGGGAGAGCAGGUGGUUGGGGGCACCGAGGCUGGUGGGGAUGUGACACAAGAAGGAAAGAUCUGUCCAAAAGCUUCGGUCGGGGACGCUCAGGAGUCUGAAGGCAGCCCAGGUGAUGUCUCCUUGGCCCUUGGCAAGCAACAGGAGCCUGGUGAAGGAAGAAGUCAUGAUGGAUGUCCUCCAUGCUAUAUGGAUGUCCCAUCUUCAGGGAACAGUAAUGAUUUCUCUGGGCAGGAAAGUCAGGAUAAAAGCUGUUCAGAUUCCCUUCCUUCUGUGCACAAUAAAUCUCCGAUUGAAGCAGAAGAGCAAGAUCAGAGCUGUGAGAACACUGUUAGAGCUGAAGGUAGCAAAGCCCUGUGCCAACUGCAAGCUGAAGACCAAAAGAGCGUGGCUGCUGGUGGAGAGGAGGGCAGCAAAAACUCCUCCGUAUCAGAAAGCCUCAGCGGCAGCUGCUGUACGGACCCGGCUGGAGCGAAGCCAAGCGUGGUGUUGCUGGGGCUGGAAGAUCAAGAUAAGAGCCUGGAGUGCGGCAGAAACAUGUCACCGCCUGAAGAACAGGGCAAGGACUUUGGGAAUGAAGAGGGAGGUGAGAGUUUCUCCAAAGUGGAAAACCAAUAUCAAGAGUGCUCCAGUGCGGAACGUAACCAGAACCCUCCAGGAGCCCCAAAUGAGCAUCUUUCUGUGCCUGAGUCAGUCUGUGGUGUCAACCCAUCGUCUGCUGAGGACCACGAUGAACGUGGGGUGGAUGCUCCCACGCAGAGCCUCAGCAGGAAGGUGCCCAUGGCAGAAGGGGAGAACAAGGAGCCUUCGGGCUUGGCCAACGCGCUCUGGCAUGAGCUGCAUUUGUCUGCAGGCGAUAAAGAGGAGAGCGCGGCCGUCUGUGGGCAGAGCAGCCUGGAGGACGAGUGUCCCGCGGAGCUCUUCGCAGAGAUCGUGGGUCAUUUAACCGUGAAGGACAUAAGCAUUGAGAAGAUCAGCUUUGAUUUUUCCAGCUAUGGAGAUGCACAGCUCAGCGAGGGGGAUUUUGGCCAUGUAACUGAAAUCUAUGACUUCUCCCCAACGCUGAAGACGGAGCAGCUCCUAGAAGUGUUCUCCGAUUUCCACGAGAGUGGGUUCAAAAUCCAGUGGGUCGAUGAUACGCACGCUCUGGGAAUCUUCUCCAGCUCUUCCACAGCAUCUCAAGCCCUGGGGCGCCGGUACCCUUCUUUAAAGAUCCGACCGUUGAUCCAUGCAACAAAGCAGUCGAAGAUCAAGGCGCUGCAGCGACCAAAUCUCCUUCACCUGGCGAAAGAAAGACCCCAGACGGACACGGCCGUGGCAAAGAGGUUGGUGUCCCGGGCGCUGGGCUUGAAGAACAAGCAACAGGAUGGCUCAGGCACCGAAGUACUGCUGCCAGAAGGCUUGGACCAGGAGGAAUAAACCAGCUGGGCUAAAAACGCUGUAUAGAGGAGCGUGGCUGUGAUAUUAAACCGCAUGCAGAACAGUGAGGCACCACGGGGAUGUUGUGUUCUUGGAUUAGCACCGUUCUUUCCUUUCUAAAGUUGGGAAAGGUAAAAGUUUGCUGUUAAUCAGAUGAGGAGCUCAAGAGCCCAGCCCUCUGCGGGGCGCUGUUAGCUCUUCGGUAUGGAGAGCAUCUCGCUCGACUCACUGGGGUGCUUGCCGAAAGGCUGCUUACAGAGAAGCCUCCUCUAUACAGGUUAAAAAUUGCAUUACAGUAAGAGAAUCGUAGCUUGUUGGCCAGCUGUAAGCAAGAGCAGAGCGUCUGCAGGAGUCAAAAAAAAAUCCGUUUAAUGUUUACUUUGUUGUAAUGUUGUUAAAAUACCCAAAAGUCCUGACUAGCAUUGAAUUCGAGUGAGAUUCAGGUUGGGUUUUUUUUUCCUUAUUUCCAUGGCGUUUAAAAAGCCUGACUGGCUUCGUUGCUCUGUUAAGCAAGGAAUGUUGCAUUCUAUUAAGUAGGAAAAGAAAAGCAAGACUUGGCCAGGUUUGAUUUGCCCGGAGAUGCUGCAGGACAUUGUGUUGUGGCAGCAGUAGGAGAGCAUCCGACACCUUUCAGCCUCUGCUUUUGCUCCACAGCCCGGCAUCCCAAGA